Amaranthus tricolor (Joseph's coat) is the source of this 879-nucleotide messenger RNA. Its product is annotated as protein MAINTENANCE OF MERISTEMS-like. The transcript is spliced from 3 exons. Bases 1 to 879 code for a protein of 292 amino acids. The record is from RefSeq and is a predicted model, not a curated record. NCBI's taxonomy places the organism in Eukaryota, Viridiplantae, Streptophyta, Magnoliopsida, Caryophyllales, Amaranthaceae.
AUGUUGCACGACGUGCAACGCAUACUAGGCAUUGCUAUUGAAGGCUCUCUGCCGGCUGAGCCUUCUGAGGCGGAGUGGCAGGUCGGUAUCAAAAAUCUUUUUGGGCAGCCUAUGUCUGAGCUACGGCGUAGGGGUACGUUCACCAGCGGCUGCGUGAACGUUGCUGAACUGAUGCAGCUAUGUCAUAGGUCCCAGGCCAUUGAUACCCAGUCGACAACCUACUAUAUGGCUAUCAUCGGCUCUACCUUGCUGGCUGAUAAGACCAGGACCCGCAUGCGACCUCACACGAUAUUUGCCGUGAACGCUGAUCAGGAUGAGAUUGCCUGGGGUGCAGUGACGUUGGCCUACUUGUAUUGGCAGCUCGGAAUGGCAUCUAGGGCUGGUUGCAAGACCAUUGUGGGUUGUCUGACAUUGCUGCAGACAUGGAUAUAUGAGUACUUUCCUGCUUUCUGCCCUCAUCCUUGCCGAGCAGACGAACCAAACAAGACUAGGACGGAGAUGUGGUCGACGAAAAAGCCAUGUCGUGAGGUGGACAGGCUGAGGGAGUGCCGUUGCAUACUUGACUCCAUGACGGAGACUCAGGCAUGGAGUAGGUUCCCCUUUAGUGCCCGCAUUGGUGAGCAUGCACUUUGUUGGGCAUGUGUUCCAUCGGAGGUUGAACCUAGUUACGUUGACUGGUUCAGCGUGUGCUUGCACCCCUUCAUAGUCCCCAGCGAAGGACCGACUGCUGGUCCUCGUCGAACGGAGAGCAGAUCUGAAUAUUUUCUAAAUGAAUGGCCCAGUCGAUUUGCUCCAUUGGCAAGAUUACCUCCCGUCGUGGAAAUGAACCCCCGGCAACGACAUGCCUUAGAUGUAUACCUUAAUGAUUGUAAAGAUUGA